AUGCGACAUACUAUGGGUAAUACGCCACAUUUAUUAACGACUGCGAGGAUCAUUAUGGCAUUUGAUUUGGAAUUGUGGUACUUACGAUCUUUGAAAUUUAUGAUUUCACACAACUAUCUUGGACCUAAACUUUUGAUGAUUAAAGCUAUGAUACGAGAUUUAGCUUCUUUCUUAUAUAUCAUAUUUGUAUUUAUUACUGCCUAUGGUGUUGUUUCGCGCGCUAUGAUCAUGCAUAACAAAGUCGAUUUUAAUAUUUAUGGCAUAUUUAGUCAAAUAUUUUAUCCUCCCUAUUCAUUUUUAUUUGGUGGUAGUGAUAAAGUUCUUGAGGGCAAGUAG
Molecule: messenger RNA, 336 nt
Organism: Rotaria sp. Silwood1
Lineage: Eukaryota; Metazoa; Rotifera; Eurotatoria; Philodinida; Philodinidae
Source: the annotation of a GenBank genome assembly